GUAAACGUUCCCAUUACUGAGGAGUAAACGAAAGUAGCGCCGCGGCAAACCGUUGCGGAUCCCUCUUAAUUUAAAGGACUUGAAGUUUCGGUCCCGGUCAGGCUAUCAUUUGUGAUUUUGCAGGGAUAUAUAUAUACAUAGGUAGGUAUGCAUAAGAGAGAAAAAACUAGUGAAUAAUAUGCGACAGAGGGGAGAAUAAAUUUAUCCCGUCUUAUAUGACGUAGCUACCUACCUAAAGCAGGUGAUACUUUACCACUAUGUAGUACACAGUAUAGGUAAUUGCAUCUUAUGCCGGUAGAUUAGGUAAUAGGUUAGGUAUUUAUUUGUCCUCGAGAUAAGCGAGUAGUAAGCUGAGAUCAGAUGUACCUACUACCUACUAUUUUAAUCAAUCCUAAGUAACCUACCUAUAUAACUGUUCUUUUUGUUGUCCUCCAACAAAAUAAUACCCGAAAGCAAUUAAGAAAGAGAGAAAAAAAACAAAAAAAACAAAAACAAAAGAAACCGUCUUAUGUUGCCUGCACUGCGCGUACAGCUGGGAAAAGCAGCUGGACAACGUGCAAUGUUUGGCCAAGCUCGGCACUUCGGUAAUAUGGCGGAAUCUCAAGAUGCUAUUGUUAGAGAGUUGCAGAAGUACACAACCUGCGACGUCUCUGAUGCCCUGUGCAAGCUCAAUUACCGUAAUGGCGGGUUUUUGUCCGGCUUGACCAUGUGGUCUCCUCAGCGCCAGGACGGUCCCACCAAGAUCGUCGGCCCAGCCUACAUUGUUAAGUACGUGCCAUUAGACGAUCCGUCGCCUAAGCAUCCAACCCACUACAUCGAUACUGUCCCUAAAGGUGCCGUGAUUUUUGUUUCUUGCCCUCCUAAAAUUCCGAAUGCCGUCUACGGCGGCUUGAUGUCCGCCCGAGCCCUAUUUAGGGGCGCGGUUGGGUCCAUCAUCGACGGACGCUUCCGUGACUUGCAAGAGCAGCGAGAAUUACAAUAUCCGAUCUUUGCCCGGGGAACAGGGACGGCACCUCCAGCUGAGUUACUCAAGGUAGCCGCCAUCAAUGUGCCCGUAAAGCUGCAAACAGACGAGCAAGACAUGAAUAUUCGGCCGGGUGAUUACCUAAUUGCCGACUUAAACGGCGUUGUCGUCUUACCUGCUAACUUGGCCGAGCAAACCCUGCCGCUAAUGAAAAAGCAGGUCGAAGCAGACGACAAGAUGGCAGAGGCCAUCAAGGAGGGGAUGAGCUUCUUUGAGGCCAGCAAAAAAUUCAGAUAGGCGUCAUGGCGGAAAGCUUAUGUUCAAUUCCCACGUACCUCAUCCCUGCGCAACGGUCCAGAUAUUUCCUCGACCAUGUCCUACGUGAUGAAUUCAUCAAUCCAUACGACAAAUAGACGCAUCGGAGAGCGAGCCGGCCAGCUUUAUCAGUAGCUAUUCAUCGUACAUACCUGUCAUGAGCAGCUACAUAUCCGACAGUCUUGAUAAUAAUGAACUACAAAUACCCAAAACUCCAAAACCCAUACCUGUCUUCUGAGUCGCUAUU
Molecule: messenger RNA, 1526 nt
Organism: Daldinia caldariorum
Lineage: Eukaryota; Fungi; Ascomycota; Sordariomycetes; Xylariales; Hypoxylaceae
Product: RraA-like protein
Exons: 4
Coding region: 509-1261 (250 amino acids)
Source: RefSeq, a predicted model, not a curated record